This is a messenger RNA of Ictalurus furcatus (blue catfish), 5064 nucleotides long. It is a transcript of the gene brd8b, whose product is annotated as bromodomain containing 8b. Lineage: Eukaryota; Metazoa; Chordata; Actinopteri; Siluriformes; Ictaluridae. The transcript has 19 exons. The coding region runs from base 132 to 2666 and encodes 844 amino acids. Gene Ontology annotation, cellular component: NuA4 histone acetyltransferase complex. Gene Ontology annotation, molecular function: protein binding. The record is from RefSeq and is a predicted model, not a curated record.
CCCCUUUCUACAGUGUCAUCACAGCACGGCACUAAAUACGUCAUAACUUUAGCACGCAGACGGAAGUGCGCAACCCCGAGUAAAGAGUGUAAAUAGAGGUAAAUGUGUGCCGAGUGCAGCUAGCAGCCGAAAUGUCCACCGGAGUUGGGAAACAUAAGAUGCUGGCCCUUGGGCCGACAGAGCCGUGGUCCAUCCGGGAGAAGCUGUGCCUGGCAUCCUCAGUGAUGAGGAGCGGAGAUCAGAACUGGGUGUCCGUGAGCAGAGCCAUCAAACCUUUCUCCGAGCCAGGCCGCCCUCCAGACUGGUUUUCUCAAAAGCACUGUGCUUCGCAGUAUUCAGAGCUGCUGGAGACCACAGAGGCCCCGAAGCGGAAGCGUGGUGAAAAGGGAGAAGUGGUGGAGACCAUCGAGGACGUGAUCGUGCGCAGGCUGACGGCUGAGAGAAUAGACGAGCUCAAAAGACUCCUCAAAGACACCCAGGAGAAAUACAGGAAGCUGAAGAAGGAGGUGGAUUUGAUUCAGGCAGGACACAUGGACUCCAAACUGGAGGAGCUGUGGGGAGAGAUUGAACAAAAAAAGAAGCAGGAGGAGGAGGAGGCCGAGCAGAAGAGGAGAGCUACAGAGUCGGCUUAUCAGGCACGACAAGCCGCUAAAAACACAAAGAGGCACCCGAGCAUCACUGUCCGCUCUCCACUGGGGUCCGGUUCACCCAGCAUGGACCUCCCACAACCUGACACCCCUCAGCCGAUGAUAGACGAGUCGUGUCCCAGUCCUAUGGCACAGGGUGUUCCGGUGUUCAUGCCGGUGUCUGAGUCCACUGGCCCAGUGCAUAAAGAGGGAAGUCUGGGCGCUCUGAUAGACGAAUCCCCACAGAAGAAGCUCCCGAAUCAAAAGGCCACGCCCCCACCUUCUCCUUUGUUGUCUGAGCUGCUGAAGAAAGGUAGCCUCCUGUCAACCAGCCCCAGACUGGUGGUGGAGGGUGAGAUGGCUGCAGCUCUCAGUAACGGUGCUCAUGGUGUGGACAUUCAUGUCCCCGCAGCUGUUCAUUCCACCAGCCAUGAUGCCUCGACAGAUGCACCAACAUUAUCACGUUUGUUGGAAGGCGCUCCCCCAGUCCAGAUGCCAGCCAGCGCUGAGCCCUCUAACCCCCCCGCUGUAGCUCCUCCUGCUUCCGGACACCACUUUAUAUCCAGCACAGGAGCUGCGGUAGCAGAAUGUUCUGGUCCAGAGUCGGUGCUGGCGGUACAGUCUGGGUCAGAGCAGACGGAGGGGAGAGAGGGAGAGCUGGUGGAGGACCUGGUGGCUGUGUCUUACAUGGAGGAUGAGUUGGACCUGGAGACAGUGGGGGAUAUUAUAGCCAUAAUUGAAGAAAAGGUGGAUGACUCAGUGGAGGUGUUGGACGCGGCAGCAGUGGAGGCUGCUCUCUCUCUGUGCGAGGAGGCGGUGGCCGGGGGCCACUCUCUCUCAGACCCCUGGGAAUCCCAGCCCUUUAAACCACCCGAGCCAGAGUCCAGAGUUUUCACCGGUCCCCAGCUUAGCUCUCCCGCACCCUCACCCGUGCCCACUGCUAUCGUGGUGGAAUCUGUGAUGGUGGAAGAGGUAGGACCGACCGGAGCGUCUGAGACACCCACGGAGGCGUCCGAUUCUGCACCUCCGCCAGUUCCAGGAAACGUGAAAAGUGAGCCUGAGACGGCAGGCGACGAAGAGAGGGACAGGGAGGAGGACGGACCAAGGGAGGAGGAAGAGGAACAGACGGAGAACCGAACACCAAGUCCGUCGGUGAAGUGCGAGAGCGAGGAGUGGACGCAGCCGGAAGCCGAGACACCCUGCCUUGACUCGGAGGACAGCUCUGCCUCUGGGAGAGACCCGAAGGAGGUGAAGGAUGAAGACGGAGGGAGUGAGGUGGAUGCAGAUGAAGGGAUGGAGAUGAAAGAAUGCGGAGAGGGGCCAUAUCUUUCGGAGGUGGACCCGCCAGCCAGCGAGAGCGAGGACGGGUAUGGCACUAACUCCCAGCGCUACACCACCGCAGACUCCACCGCCAGCAGCCCCGCCUCAUCCCAGUUUUCAAUGUGUAGCGAGGAUCAGGAGGCUUUGCAGGCCCAAAAAAUCUGGAAGAAGGCCAUCAUGCUAGUGUGGCGUGCAGCAGCCAAUCACAGGUACGCGAGUGUGUUUCUGCAACCUGUAUCCGAUGACAUUGCUCCUGGCUACCACAGCAUCGUACACAGGCCCAUGGACCUGUCUGCGAUCAAGAAGAACAUCGAGACGGGGCAGAUCCGCACGACAGCCGAGUUCCAGCGAGACAUCAUGCUCAUGUUUCAGAAUGCAGUCAUGUACAACAGCUCGGACCACGACGUCUACCACAUGGCCCUGGAGAUGCAGCGUGAUGUCCUGGAGCAGAUCCAGCAGUUCCUGGCCACUCAGCUCAUUAUGCAGACGUCCGAAUCGGGCAUCAGCGCCAAGAGCCUGCGUGGGCGAGAGGCCAACCGUAAACAAGACCCUAACGACAAGAGCCUGAGUCCGGCACACAAAGAUGCACAUUUAGAGCCAGAACCAGCUGCCAUGCCCAGAAGGAAAAGGAACAACUCCAAACAAGAUACUAACAAACAGGACGGAGGCACCAGGGGGCGCCGCAGUGCUAUAGAGGCUGAUAUGAAGAUGAAGAAAUGACGAGAAAGUCCACAAGGCCUUACAGACUGAUCUCUCUCCCAGAAUGACCCUGGAGCUAUUACAGAACAAAGUGUGUGUGUGUGUAAUUGAUCUCGGUAAUCUAUCCUACCUUCACACUAGCAAACAACAAAUCUCUUGCAUAUGUAUAUUUUGUCUAUUGUGAAAAGCAGUAAUAGCUAUAAAUAUCUUCUAAAGCUUUGUCGUUCAAAAACAAUUGAAAUAUUUCAGUAAUUAGUGUGCAGUUUGGUUUAAUUGUAUGUUACAUGCUCUGCUUUGUACUAGUCGGUAGAUUAGCAAAGCAAGAUAAGUAGUGUACUAGCAACCAGAGGCAUCAACUGUCUCUGCUCCAUCCUUGCAAGCUUUAUUUUUCCUUGUAAUGCCUCUGUAGACAUGUAACAGCAGGGCACAGAUGACGGGAUGAGAUGAAACCGUGCUUGGGUUUUCUUACAUUUUUUGCUCAUCAGAUUUGGGGACUAAAGUUGAGCGAGGAACUGAAGAAACAUCAGUCCGCACGCGCUGUAGGAUUGGUCCGAGGAAGUCAUUUGGAUUUGUCGCUUUACAACUUUAUACGUUUAAAAAAAUAAAAAAUAAAUAAUCUCAUUUAGACGUUAUUCAAAAUUGUGGCUCCGCGUGACGCAGACACAUAUGUAGAAAAAUCUCUUGCUAGUGUGAACGUACAGUAUGGUACGGCUUUGUUUUUGGGCUGUUUACAGUCUUGACCGUCUAUCUUCGUUCUCCGAUCUGGGUGUGAACGUUCCUCAACGUGUAUUAGUUCUUCAGACUCUACAGCUGCAUGCGUCUUGAACACGGUGUCAGAUUCAGUAUAAGGAACGUUUAUGUGUUGGAGAAGCUUCAUCGUCUUGGUUCAUGAUCAAAGGUGUUUUGAGUAGCUGGAUAAAUAGGGGUGUGUGUGAUUAGUCAUGCUGUCAGCAGUAUCGUCUUUUCCAGGACACAGUGUCACUGGUCCCAUUAGAGUGAAGAGAAUGUUGUUCCUAAAGCUGAAGUCAGCAUUAUCUCUCUGCUGAAUCAGAAAACAAUACUAAACCAGUGUAGACAAAUUCACCACUAAUAAAGGAAAAGGUUUGGCGCAACAAAAUUUUUUUAAAAAUCACCCAGUUCGAUUAGUGUUUGGUGUCCAAGGUUUUGCUACGAAGUGAGUGUAGCUUUUAAUGUAGCCGUGGUCUCAAGGUGGUGGGGUGUGUGGUUUAGCACAGUGUGGCUUGCUGUAAUCUAUUAAACAUGAAAAAACUUCACCGAAUAGCUGAACACUGCCAUCUUAGACACCUGGAAUCGCUUAACAUCAUUCCAUUUCAUUUGUAAAUACGAGAUAGCAUAGCUGAUGAAAAUUUGGAUAGCAGUUAUACGCUCACCUGCCUCUUGUGUUAGAACCACUCCUGCAGUUAUCCAAUCAUCCAAUCACGUGGCGGCAGCAGCACAACCAAUCCACUCAUGCUAAUAUAAAUCAGGAGCUUCAGUGAAAAAGAGCCAGGUGAUGUUUAUCUGGUCUUCAGCCGUCCGGUUUCGGUGUCCAUUGUAGCCUCAAGAUUCCUGUUCUUGGCUGAAAGGAGAGGAACCUGAUGUGGUCUUCUGCUGUUGUAGUCCAUCUGCCUCAAGAUCUGCUCACCAAGUUUGAGAACAGUUUAAAGAGUAGUUAUUUGAGUUACCAUAGCCUUCCUGUCAACUCAAACCAUUCUCAAUAUCAAGGCAUUUCCACCUGCAGAUCUUCUGCUCACUGGGCUGGUUUUUUUGUUUUUGCAUCAUUUUGUGUAAACUCUAGAAACUGGUUGUGUGGGAAAACCCCAAGAGCUCAGCAGUAUCUGAAAUACUCAAACCAGCCUGUCUGGCACCAACAACCAUACCUCAUUCCAAGGCUGUGGCCACAUUUUUUUUCUUCCUUCUGAGGUUUGAUGUGAACAUUAAAUGAAGUUCUUGAAUUCAAGAUUUAUACACGUUGCAAUGCUGCUGCACGUUUGGUGGAUUGGUUAAUUGCAUGAAUGUCCAGGUGUUCUUAAUAAUGUGAAUGUAUUUACUCCAGUGAAAAAAAAAACUAGAUGUUUGAUGUCGAGCAUGUUCUUGGUUGACUGUGGUAAAAGGAAACCGUGAGUAAACUGUAUUUGUUUAAUCAGUUCAGUAGGUGUGCAGUCAAAUGUUUGUGCUCAAGUGACAACUUGUAGAUAAGAUCAAUUCCUAAGACAGGUUAAAACACAGCGAAGGAAACUUUCUAUAUAUAUAUUUUACAAAAUGUACAUGUAAAUGAACCUUUCUACUUGUUUUAAGUUAUGAGCUAAUAAAAAUUUAGAAAUUGUAUCUGGUUGUUUGAGCUUGUUUGUCCCAAACAGAUGUAAACACAAGUCUGCAUCUUUCAACAGAGUUUUGUUGAAAGGAUGUGUUAACUUUU